Molecule: messenger RNA, 2681 nt
Organism: Dufourea novaeangliae
Lineage: Eukaryota; Metazoa; Arthropoda; Insecta; Hymenoptera; Halictidae
Gene: lace
Product: serine palmitoyltransferase 2
Exons: 10
Coding region: 147-1808 (553 amino acids)
Biological process (GO): sphingosine biosynthetic process; ceramide biosynthetic process
Cellular component (GO): serine palmitoyltransferase complex
Molecular function (GO): pyridoxal phosphate binding; serine C-palmitoyltransferase activity
Source: RefSeq, a predicted model, not a curated record
GUGGUUCGAGCGUUAGUCUUUGCUUGUUCCUCGUACGGUGCUGACGCGUGUACUUCCUCCUUCUUUCACUCUUUUUUUUUUUCUUCUCUUUCUCUCUUCUUCUCUUCCCGGUCCUACAGCUCGGUUAAAGAUUUGCCCUUCGCAAAAUGGCGGCAUUGGCCAACAGCAGGAGGAGGCUCAAUAUACACGAGGAGAAAACGAGUGCAAGAAACGGAUUAACCUUCUGCGAAGACAUCCUAACUAAUGGCCAUGCCGGUUUACAGAGCAAUGGGCAUAUACAGUUCCCAGAGAAAGAGAGGAAAGCGGAGUCGUCGAGUAGUUCAAGAUCGAAGGAAUCGUUCGAGAGGGUACCGUUUAUCACGGCAGCAUUGACCCACCUUGGAUUCUAUAUUCUUAUGUUCCUGGGUUUUAUAAACCAGUUGUUUUUCACGCCGAAAGUCGCAAAAGAGUACAACAGAGAGGGUUAUGCACCGCUUUAUGAACAUUUCGAAAGAUUUUAUCUUCGAUACGUGUACAGAAGAGUCAGAGAUUGCUGGAACAGGCCGAUAUGCUCUGUUCCAGGUGCAACUGUUACACUUAAAGAUAGAGUAACACGAGAUUACGGAUGGUCGUUUCAGUUUACCGGAACUACCACAGAAUGUAUAAAUUUGGGAUCGUACAACUAUUUGGGUUUCGCCGAGGCGACUGGAAAGUGUGCCGAUCAAAGUAUCAACACCCUUAAAGAAUUCGGUUGUGCUAGUUGCACCACUCGUCUUGAACUUGGAAACAUGCCGAUUCACGAAGAAUUGGAAAAAUUGACAGCCAGAUUUCUCGGGGUGGAGGACGCAAUAGUUUUUGGAAUGGGAUUCGCAACGAAUGCGCUUAAUCUACCUUCCUUACUGAGUAAAGGUUCUUUGGUUCUUAGCGACGAGAAGAAUCAUGCUUCGUUGAUACUCGGAUUAAGACUAUCCGGUGCCACUGUCAGAGUGUUCAAGCACAACAAUGUGGAACAUUUAGAGAGUUGCUUGAAAACAGCGGUGGUUUUUGGUCAGCCAGCAGCUGGAGAACCUUGGAAGAAAAUAGUAAUUGUAGUCGAAGGUGUUUAUUCAAUGGAAGGUUCCAUUGUACAUUUACCGGAAAUAUUGGAGCUUAAAAAGAAGUACAAAGCAUAUCUUUAUUUGGAUGAAGCCCAUAGCACAGGUGCAAUGGGAAAACAUGGAAGAGGUGUUUGUGAUUAUUAUGGAAUCGAUCCGCGAGACGUCGAUAUACUUAUGGGAACUUUCACGAAAAGCUUUGGUUCCGCUGGUGGAUAUAUUGCUGGAACAAAGACAUUAAUAAAUCAUUUAAGGAUAUACAGUCAUGCACACGCAUAUGCAGCUGCCAUGUCCCCGCCAGUAGCGCAACAAAUUAUUACUUCUAUGAAAAUAAUCGCCGGUGAAGACGGCACGAACGACGGAAAGAAGAGAACAAAGCAGUUGGCAAGGAAUACCAGAUACUUCAGGCGUCGAUUAAAUCAAAUUGGAGUGAUUAUCUACGGAAACGAAGACUCCCCUGUUGUACCUAUGUUAGUUUAUUUGUUUUCGAAAAUUGGCGCAGUUGUGCGAACUUUAACAACGCAUAACAUAGCAGCGGUAGGUGUUGGAUUUCCAGCAACUCCACUGAUGGAAGGUAGAAUACGGUUUUGCCUGUCCGCUGCACACACUAAGCAACAAUUAGACUAUGUACUCUCACACAUUGAAAGUCUCGCGGAUUCGUUGGGUUUAAGAUACUCGCGCAAACCUCGCGAUCCAACACCAAUAGAAUAUUAUUCCGACGGAGAGGCCGAAUGACCUACUACCUAGAAAAUGGACUCUAGGACUUUACUAUACUUUGCCCCGAAGAAGCACCUCGUGCUUGUACGGAAAGACACUGCCUUGAAAGAAUUCUACGCGCAUUUUUUUGCGGCUUUUCCAUUAAUCUACACGUUCUACAUUUUCAAAUACCUUCGAUAAAUAUUUCUAAAGACAGAAAGAUUAGGUCGUCUUAUUUCAUCUUAGAGGUGUUAUUUUAGAUGAAACUGCUACUGUUACUACUGGCUACCACUCUAGUACACUCUUACUACUGCUAUUACUCUUAUACCACCACUAUUACUAUUGCUGCUUCUUUUUCGUGUUCCCCUCCUUUUUGUUCAGUAUGCCUGUACAACGAUACUGAAAAUUUCACACAUAUUAGUACUUUUUUCGUGAUUUCUUGAAAAGUACACAACGAAUUACACUAAAUAGUAACGUAAAAGCCAAGAGUGGAUACUUGACGCUUUUCGAUGUGUCUUGCUGCGCUGGCACACUGCCUCAAUUGCAUUUAUAUCGUAUUCAACUUUACUUACACAAAUAGUUUAAUCCUCUUGCUGUGACAAACGUAUUCGGCAGUAACACGUCAAGUGCAGCCACACAGAACUUUGUAAAGGUUUCUAUUUUACGUAGAUUGUAUUCUCCGAUAUAAUGUUAAGGACUUUUAAAAUAGCAUGCAUAUGUACAGGUGAGCACGCGAAGCAUUUAACAGCAGAUAUUCACCGAGUACGAUUUCCUUUUGAAUACAUAAGAUUUUCAGGUCUGAUUGUCACAGCAAAAUGUUUGUUUGAAACAAGCAUAUCGUUUAAUAUUCGUUCUUUGACAGUCAUACAGAUUUAUACACAAUUUUAAGAUAGCUUUUGGUUCCAGAAAUAA